GAGUUGCUGCCGGCAGAGUCACGGCCCACAGGCAAACCGAAUUUCAAGCUCAGUGCGCGAGCGAGCGUGAUACGGAAUGAUCGUGUGGUGCGUUUUGCGCGGACUUUGACAUUGCGAUUUUAACUUAUAUUGCGGUUUAUUCAGCCAGAACAAAACGUUUUGGAAUAUAGAGUUGGACAUUUAAAGAGUUUUUAAUGUCCAAAGUUUAUAGUAUAUAGUUCGCGCAAAGUUUUGACCAAAUUUUGUGAGUUUCCGUAUAGACGCGAAAAAGCAGUGAAAAAACAUUUCGAAUUCAAGGAACUCUUUUGUACAUUUUCGUAUGUUUUGCGAAAUUGUGUUCAAAAAUAUCUGGCGCAUAAUAAUUGUGGAGGGUGCGAAAAAAGAACUGCUCUCGGCCAACUAGUUCGGAUUCAAUCUGUGGUCACCGAACUAAAACAAAAGCGCAACGAUUCACUUUUAUUACAACUGGAAAACACCUACCAUAGAAUAUAGCCAACGGCGCAUUUUAAAAUUCUUGUUGAAUUCAACAUAAACAUUUUAGCUCUGCAAAAAUUACAGUGAUAUUUUUUUAUUAUUAACGUGCAUUUGUGAAUUAGUUUCCAACUUCGAGUCGCGAGGGAAACCACUAAAAUCCUGGAUAUAUAAGUGCCGAAUAAGUUUACUUUUACAUGAUGUCUACUGCCAUAAUGCAUCAGUCUGCACUGUAUGACUUUGGUGAUCUGUUUUUGAAGAGCCAAUCUCGACCGGUGCAGACGAUGAGCGGGUCGUUGAACAGUCCGCUGUCGGGCGCCGCCGCCGCGACUGGCGCGGGCUGGGAGCAGCACCCCGCGCUGGUCCGCGCCGCGUCGUCGCCGGCGCAGCGCGCGCUGGCCGGCCUGCUGUCGUCGCUGGGCCACCGCCGCCUGGAGCGCACCACCAGCGACCCGGCCGCCCCGCCGCCCGCCACCAGCCGCUACAAGACCGAGCUGUGCCGACCCUUCGAGGAAGCCGGCGUCUGCAAAUACGGCGACAAGUGUCAGUUCGCGCACGGCAUUCGCGAACUCAGGAACCUUCAACGCCAUCCGAAGUACAAGACCGAACUGUGCCGCACUUUCCACUCGGUGGGCUUCUGUCCGUACGGGCCCCGCUGCCACUUCGUCCACAACGCCGAGGAGGCCCGGCGCCGCGAGUCGUCGUCCCCCGGCGGCUCCCUGGGCUCGCUGUCCUCCGGCGGCUCGCUGGCCUCCUACAUGAGCGACGGCUCCCGGUCGCCUCGCUCCCCACACUCGCCGCUGUCCCCGCAGUCCCCGCUGGCGCCGCACUCUCCGCCCGCGAUGUCUCCGCCGGCGCACGCGCCCGCCUUCGCCUUCCGCCGCACCCACUCUCCCGACCCCGAAGAAGAGAGGCUUCCGGUAUUCAAUCGCCUGUCGUCGGCGUUCGGCGACCUCGUGAUCGCUUAGGCGCAAGAAACUCCCUAGUCGUAAGAUAUCGAAUCCAGCUUAGCGUAUAAGGAUCGUCCACCACCCGAGUGCCUCCUGACGUCUUCCAGAGCGCCGCGGCCGUCCCGUGCGCCGCACCCCGCUCAACCGAUGAUCUCCACUCUGGCCGGCGCACCCUCGUCGGUCGUCUGCGGUGUGAAUGUUGUACUAAUGUGUUUGUAAGCAGUGCGCCGAGCGGUGGUCUCUGUAAAGUUAGUUUAUAAUAACAUUAUUUAUUUGAUAAACUGCCUAUCCGCGCUAGAUCCCUGCCGCGAGAUGGCGCUCGUGAUCUAUUUUUAAGGAUUAAGAUAAUAAUUUAUUAUUUAUUUCGAGUCUCUUUAACUGUAAUAUUAUAUUAUUUGUACCUAGCGGAGAUGGCGUGCGUCGUUCGGGACGUGCGCGUCCUACAUCCAAUCGCGAGCCGUCGUCGGUCACGUCCACGUCUGGUACCUCAAUCAAAUUGUUUGCCUUCGACACUCACGAGUGGAUGUGACCGACGCGCGACGGGAACUCGACGGGUAUAUCGCUCCACGACCACUUUGCGACGGUUGCGUUUGUGCUCUAGUUGUCGUUGUCGUGAGAUGGUCGCAACGAUGCCACAGUCGACAAACGCAACGCGGAUCAAUCUUCUCGUAGAAGUACAAAGUGUCGGUACUGGCCGCCUCGGGCGAGUCGUCUGCGAGGUUUUUGUUUUUUGCGUGGCGGUCGGACGAAGGCGCGCGGAGCUCGAGAACCAGUUCCACACUUUUGGUGAUUGUUUUGUUCGUCCUCACGCUCAACAACAAAAGCCCUGCACACACGCGUGAUAUCGCCGGCCCGAACUCGCCACACAACCAAUUCGUAUACCCGUUGAAACAUCGAGCGCUCUGUAUCAAUUUCUGUAGCAUAAAAAUAAAUAAAUUGAUAUAUUAUUAUGAUAUAAAAAUUCUAAAUAUUGACGACAAUAAGGAGCCAGGUGAUAGAAUGUGUUCGGUGUGAGCGGCCACAACCCCCCGCGCUUCCAGCCCCCGUGCCGCUCGCGCCUUCAUAAUGAGUGCCUUCUACUAUAUAUUAAUUAAUAAAUCGAUUAUAAUAUUUAAUUUCUAGUUAUAUCAAAAUACAUGAUUGUUUAUUUAUUGUCUAAUUUGAAUAUAGAAUUCAAAUUGGCACAGUUAUUACUUUUGUACUUUUGACAGAGCUAAUUGUAGAAUUUUGAAUGGAAUGGAUUUUUUUUCUUUGAAUUUAAAGUGUGAUAUUUUAUAUAUGUAACAAAGUUUAAUUAAAGUUUAAAUUAAGGGACCAAUUAAGUGAUCAGGAGAAGUUCUGAUAGAAACUGCAGAUGAUAGAGAUAUUACAUAUGAAAGCCACAGAAUAUUUUUGUACUCAUACAAAUUGCAAGGUACCAGUAAUAAAUAGUAUAAUUUUGAUGUUGUUUCUCUGUUUUGUAUUAUUUAUAGACAUUUGUACCGAGGUGGUAUUUAUUUGUAGAGCAGACGGUUCAGUUUCAGUUUUCUCCAUGUCAGCCGAGUGGUUUCCUGACGCCUUGUAACCACUAAGGGAUAAUAAUUUUGUACCUAAUAAUAAGUAUUUAGUUGUAAGCGUUUUUCAUCGCGAAUAUUAUUUAUUAUCAGUUCAUUACGAAUUAUAAACCAUUAAAGUUGAUUUAUUUAAUUUCUUUUGUAUUUAAACGGAUAUUUGAUUAUAAGUACGAUUACUUUGUAACUUAAUGUUAGUAAUAUUAUUAUCAUGAGUCAUUUAAUAUAACAGAUGUUAGUUUAAAACUCUAGUACCUAUGUCACUUAUAAUUAAGUAUUUAAUUUUUUUUAUUUAAUUUUUUCAUCGUAAGUUAAUCUUCAAAAAAAAUGACUAUUAUAUGACGGACAAAGUGUAACAGCUAAAGUGCUUGUUAAUGACAUUCUUUUUUAAGGUUUCUUUAAUUUGCAUCUGCAUUUUUUGAAUUAUAGUCAAAAAUAUGUUAA
Leptidea sinapis is the source of this 3415-nucleotide messenger RNA. RefSeq names its product protein TIS11 (gene Tis11). The transcript is spliced from 2 exons. The record is from RefSeq and is a predicted model, not a curated record. Gene Ontology annotation, molecular function: metal ion binding; mRNA binding. Lineage: Eukaryota; Metazoa; Arthropoda; Insecta; Lepidoptera; Pieridae. Bases 669 to 1439 code for a protein of 256 amino acids.